Molecule: messenger RNA, 1072 nt
Organism: Aethina tumida (small hive beetle)
Lineage: Eukaryota; Metazoa; Arthropoda; Insecta; Coleoptera; Nitidulidae
Product: anti-sigma-I factor RsgI
Exons: 4
Coding region: 1-999 (332 amino acids)
Source: RefSeq, a predicted model, not a curated record
AUGGAAACCUACUACAUGAAACGAUCCAUAUUAGAUGAUCAAGAAAGUUCUGAAAGUGGAUAUUCUUAUCAAGUGCACUCCGGAAAUCCGUCAGUCUUUACGGCAUUUUCAUCGGAGGACACAGAUAUAGGAAAGCUACCGCAGUUUGGUUAUCCGCCAGUGACAUUGGGCAAGUUUUCAAUAAAUGACGAGCCGCAUUAUCUGGAUUUAAAAAAUUAUUAUCCUAAUUUACCUGAUUAUGGAUUGGUGGAUUCUUAUGGAAAACCUGUCAGUUAUAAAUCUUACGCAUUUCCUGAAUAUAGUAGUUACCAAGACUUUGACAAUGUACCAGUUCUGACUGGUAAUUACGGCCUGGAUGAUGAUAAUAGCAAAUAUGAGGUGGGAAACGGUAAGAGUUAUAAAUCAGACCACAACACCGCCCAAGGUGAGAAAAGCGAAAGCGGUUAUAAAAACUUUGAUGAAUACGAAAAAGGGACAAAGGGCAGAUACGAAAAGGAAGGCUUUAAGGGACAUUACAAUCAAGAAGGCGGCAAUAAAGCGGGCCAUUACGAUGUAGCAAGCAAGUUUGGAAGUAAACACGAGUCGGGCAAAGGAAACAGGGGGGAAUCAUUUAAACAAGCCAAGGGCCACAAGAAAGGCUCGAAAACUACGGGCUUCCACAAUGUUUAUCAUAAAGAUGAAUACAAAAAGGAUCACAGUUUUUAUGACGAGGCUGACAAGAGCGGACACUUCAACAAAUAUGGAAGCUACAAAGGUGGACACGCCAGUAACGAGGGCAGCUUUAAGAAGGGAGGGUUGCGGAAUUCAGGCUUUAAAGAAACAAAUCACGGAAAAGAAGGAUUUUCGGAUAAAGGAACGGAAGAAGAGGCAUCAGAGGGAUACAAAGGUAGGAAUGGCAAAGAGGCCUAUCAAAAGGAUUAUUCUCAGUACAAACAUAAGCAAGGAAAUGAAAACGGCAAGGAAUAUGCCUACAAUGAUCGAUCUAAAGAAGAUUAUUGAAAGUUCAUCUUGUUAAUUAGUUGUUUUUAUUAAUUUUACCAUGUUACACUAAUAAUUAAAUUAUUUUUUUUUG